UCAUUUAUGCCCAUGUGAUUCAGUGAAUGAAUCAAAGCUCUGGUUUUUUCUCAGCAGGCAAACAAGCAAAGUUAAAGUUCCCUUCUUUUUCAGCGAGAGGCUCUCUCUUUAAUGGGGUACGUACAGGAAGCACGUGAAAAUCACGUGAAGAAGAAAGUGGAAGAAGCUUUGAGGAGCAAAAUGAAGCAGAAGGCUUUAAAGGAGUGUGACCAUUACGCUUCCAAGUACGCGGAAUGUGCUACGGGGAGAACGUUAUCUGUUGUUUGGAAGUGUCGCACACAAGCAAAAGAAUUAAACCAUUGUCUUCACCAAUACACUAAUGAUGCUGUAUUGGAAGAAAUGAAGAAAGUUUACAUGCUUCAACAAGAUGGGAAGGGACCUGCAGCAGUUUAAGCUUUUUUCAUAAUACCCAUUUACGAAAGCCCUCUCAUGUACAAUUUGAUUUUUAGUGCGUAUGUGAGUGACACUAUCUAGUGGGACUGGAAGAUGCAAUGCAAUUUUAUCACUGGAUGAAUUUAUAUGUUGCAUUUUCCUUAUCAUUUUGGAGAGAAGAUGCCACGUGAAAUCGUUAAAUUUGAAUGCAAUUUGGUUACUCUGACUUCUUUA
This is a messenger RNA of Ziziphus jujuba (common jujube), 606 nucleotides long. RefSeq lists its product as uncharacterized. The transcript has 3 exons. Gene Ontology annotation, cellular component: mitochondrion. The coding region runs from base 112 to 393 and encodes 93 amino acids. NCBI's taxonomy places the organism in Eukaryota, Viridiplantae, Streptophyta, Magnoliopsida, Rosales, Rhamnaceae. The record is from RefSeq and is a predicted model, not a curated record.